Molecule: messenger RNA, 456 nt
Organism: Sparassis crispa
Lineage: Eukaryota; Fungi; Basidiomycota; Agaricomycetes; Polyporales; Sparassidaceae
Product: 40S ribosomal protein
Exons: 4
Coding region: 1-456 (151 amino acids)
Biological process (GO): translation; ribosomal small subunit assembly; maturation of SSU-rRNA from tricistronic rRNA transcript (SSU-rRNA, 5.8S rRNA, LSU-rRNA)
Cellular component (GO): cytosolic small ribosomal subunit; ribosome
Molecular function (GO): structural constituent of ribosome; small ribosomal subunit rRNA binding; mRNA 5'-UTR binding
Source: RefSeq, a predicted model, not a curated record
AUGCCCCCCAAGAAGACCAAGGCGCCAAGAGAGGAGGCCGCUGUGUCCCUCGGUCCCCAGGUCGCAGAGGGCGAACUCGUAUUUGGUGUUGCGCACAUCUAUGCAUCGUUCAACGACACGUUCGUUCAUGUUACGGAUCUGUCCGGCAAGGAGACUAUCUCGCGUGUCACUGGCGGCAUGAAGGUCAAGGCCGACCGUGACGAGUCCUCUCCCUACGCUGCCAUGCUUGCCGCCCAGGACGUGGCUACGCGCUGCCGUGAAGUGGGCAUCACUGCGCUGCACGUCAAGCUCCGUGCGACUGGCGGCACUGGAACCAAGACUCCCGGCCCUGGUGCGCAGAGUGCACUGCGCGCUCUUGCCCGCUCGGGUAUGCGCAUCGGCCGUAUUGAGGACGUGACUCCGAUCCCGACUGACUCGACAAGACGCAAGGGUGGUCGCCGUGGUCGCCGUCUCUGA